Messenger RNA from Pararge aegeria (speckled wood butterfly), 7161 nucleotides. RefSeq lists its product as uncharacterized. Bases 1 to 3822 code for a protein of 1273 amino acids. The record is from RefSeq and is a predicted model, not a curated record. Lineage: Eukaryota; Metazoa; Arthropoda; Insecta; Lepidoptera; Nymphalidae. The transcript is spliced from 22 exons.
AUGGGGCAAUGUGUGUCCCGGGACCAUCCGGGCCCGUACGCGUUCUCGCGUCACUAUGACGCAGAGAGCCUUGCUAGCAGCAUCAGCGGGAGCACGCGCAAAGGUCACUCUGAGUCGAAGGGUGCAAAGAAGAGGGAGAAAAGUGCAAACGGGAAUGGCAACAAGCAAACCCGGGGCGUCGCUACAUCUUUUGGUUUCCGACGUCGCCCCGCCAGCACAUCGCGAGCCGAUGACAAUGCGCGCAGGAAGCAGAAGUCACACGAUAAAAAUGGAAAUGGAGGUUCAACGGAAGAUCUUCGUCCAGAAGAGGUGUUGUCCGGUCGUUCGACGCCCCUCGCACGGCCACGGAAGGAAAUAUCGGGGCAACCACUACGUACAAAUAGGUUCGGUUUCAGGCAACCGCACAGCAAAACAGCCAAGGUGGCCGACGUGAAAGUGCCUGCUGAGGAGGCAUUCAGCGCACCAGUUAAGGAUAAGGAAACCGCCAUCAAUAAUAAUACGUUAGAUAAGAAAAGUACAAACCACUAUAACUUGCCACUCCUGGCCACCCAGGUGUCGUCCAACGGUGUUACAAAUAUCGUGGGUGCCGGUGGGGUGCCUAAGCCUGUCACAAAACAAACGGUUAUACUGACCUAUCAGCCACAGCAGUAUCCUCACCAAGACAUAAGAAAGCCACCUAGAGCGGAGCUUUCCGGUUCUAGAGCUACCUCAACCCCUCGCCAGGCCGUAGACCCUCAGAAGCCUCCUGGGAAAUACACCUUCCAAACCAAUCAACUGCCGAGACCUCAGUAUCCCUCUGUGAAGACUAUCGAUUCUAAAAGUGCAAAGCAAGUAGUCAAUAAUACAAGGAAGGCCGGCGCUAUCGACGGAUGGAGAGAAGGAGCCAGUUCAGCAGUGUCAUCGGACUCCGGGGUGUGGACGGGUGGCGAGGGCGGAGACCUAUCACCGCGCUCGCGGCACCGGCCUCGCAACCUUGAGAUGGUGAUGCGUGGGUCUCACAACUUCCACCUACGAGAGCUGCAAGUUGCUGACUUGGAUAUAAUGGAUGAAGCUGUUGUGACAGGCCAUGCGGUCAUACCUCUACCGAAAUUACCAAGUUCAUUCAACGACGAAUCGUCCCCGGAGAGUGAACCAAUCCCCACGUACAUGCCACCGUCUCCCAUCGCUCCUAAACCCAUGCCCAUACCAGAACCCAGCCAAAGUCAAAACUCACCCAUGUCUACCUUAGAACGCUAUAGAAAUAGAAGUAGGCCCAGUAGAAUUCAAACUAAUUUUGAGUACAAAGAUGAAGAGAAGUUAUUAUUGGACAGAGCACAACCAGAAGUACUUAAUAAACAGAAAUCAUUUAUAAUGUCCUCAAGUGGAGUGGCAUCGCCUGCCACCGUAGACUCUAGUAAGGAAUCCAGUCCGUCUUGUAAAAGCGAAGCCAGCCAUUUUGGUAACAGUAGCGCAUGGCAAACCAACGCUGCUGGUGAAGCUAUGGCUACAAGGUCUCAAGACGACGUAUCAAUUGCGCUCAGCGUGUCCAGUUGCGAGGACGACAAAUCUAAACUAGAAAUAAAAGAACCCGAAAUAGAAGUUAAGAGGGUUGAGGUAGAAGUUCCAACAAAAACUAUAGUUAUAGCGGAUGAACCGCCCGUGCCACAUCCAUUACUGAUGAAAUCGCUUACUUUGAGCCAACAUGAUUCCCUUCGAGGCACUAUGAUGGGUUCAAUGACAAGUUCGAACUACAGUACGACUAGUACAUGCACAAACCAGAGCGCAGAACACAACUUGACGCUCACACUCGAAGAAUCCAAAUUUGAUAUAUCUGCUCUUGAAACAUCAACACAAAGUCUACUUGAUGACGAGACUUCCCCAGCCGAUAGCCUGAUAUCAUCUACAAGCACGAGUGACUCAAAUAACGAUUUGCAUGUUGAGAGAGAACCACCUUCAAUUUCAAGUGCAUAUCAAACUGCUAACACAAAGACUAGAACUCCAGAACCAAUAAUGGAAGACGAGGAUGAUAGAGUUGAUGGUGAAAUUCUACAACCAGUGAAGGAAGGAAGUAGUGACGGCUCAGGAAGCGGCGAAAGUGGUGGCAGUAAGGACGUAACUCCACCUUCACCUGGUACUCCCACUCAUGCAUCCGGAUCAUUAUCCCUCUCCGAUGGAAGAGACUUCUUCGACGAUGAAAUUGCCGAUCAACCUGCAUUGCUAUUUAGAAAAAACAACCACGGAAGUCCAUCAGUCAAAAGGGCAGAUUCGGACCCAACUAAAAAUCUCAGAAAAUCGAGAGACCACGUCUUGUCAAGUCCACAAACUCAACGGAGUCGAAAAUGCACAGGUCGCAACCCGGCAACUGAAAGAACACCAUCCCUAGAUACUCUCUCAAGCCUCGCUUCAGAUGAUCUCAUGAUGGACAACGACUUGGCACAAUCCAUCUCCAGCCUACAAAGCGUCGACGAUUACAUCGAGAGGCUCGACAGCUCGUUCCGCAGUGGUCUCAACUCGCUGGACGAAAGGCAGUUCCACCAGGAAUUAUCCAGCUCGAAGACAGCUAUCCGGCAGUGGAGCCAACUGUUGGAGAAGAACAACUUGCUGGACAGGCAGCUGGCUGCGAUGGCGCAAGGGAAGAUCGCCUCAGACUCUCUCACUGAGAGCACGACGAGUCUUAGCAAAUUAGGGGCCAGUCUUCCCGUCCGCACAGCUCGCCUUCUCCAGCGGUCGCGCACACAGACGCCGUCCGACGCCGGCAUCAGCGACGGUAGCACUUCGCCGGCGCCAGCUCCGUCCUCGCUGCUACAAGAUGUCGUCGACAUCAAGACUUUGCUUUUGCAACUGAAGCGGGUCCUACAGGAGCCCGGGGAGGAGCAUCAUUCGAUGAGUAGUGAAACUCUCGACCCGUUGCUGGCGGCGUGCGCGGAGAGCCCCGCGCGCGGCAACGGGCGCCGCCCCCCCGCCUCGCCGCUGCACCCAGACGCCUGCGCAGAAAUGCGCCGACAGAUAGUCUAUCUGCAGGGCCAACUGGAGGAGCGCGACCGACUGGUGCGGGUGUUACAGCAGCAAAUGCUGCGCAUGGCGGAGAGCCAUGAGCCACGGGCUGAUGACACCUGCAACGUCGCCACGCAGACGGAUAGGUUGCGGCCACCGAUCGGCACCACACUAACAAGUUCUGAAAAUUCCGGAUUAGUGAGUUGGAAUGAACAAGCUAGUGGGAGGAAGCUGCCGUCGUAUAGUGAAGCACAAAAGACAAAGAGGCCUGCCACCAAUGGGACCGCGAAAUGUCAGUGCGGUGCGAGAAAAGUGAACGGUGUGACGAAUGACGAGAACAGACUGACGGACAGUAGAACGGACUCGGUUCAUCUCAAGUCAAAUAGUCGAGUCGGAUCCAAAUACCUUCAAGCCUUAGCAACUAACACGGAGAACAGAAGAUACAUUAAACGCGAUUCAUCUUUAGGCGAGAAAUCUGAACGGAGGAAUCUCUAUUCAGGCCGAUCGCGGUCAAUAGAGAACUUCCACAACCAGCACUAUCUGUCCACUGAGCCAUUGCUAUCCAAAACAGCUGUGAUAGAGGAAUCUUCAAUCAAGCACCACACAUCGUACGGUGAUCUAUACAACGGAAGGAUAAGUAGUAAGGAAAGUGUGAACGGCAACCGGCACAGUCCUAGUUUAAACGGUCAGUCGACAGAUACAGAUUACAGCUCAGAUGGUGGAUACAAGUCCCUGCCGUCGUCGAUAAAUUAUAAUGGAUGCUCGCCCAAAAAGGUGAGCGGUAUACCAAGGAGGUCUAUAGAACAAAAACUAGUUACUCCAAAGAAGGUCAGGGCGAGCGCAAUCUAAAUCCACUUCGCUAUUUGGCGUAUUAUCAUUUUCUUUCAUCUUCAUCGUGCAUCCUAGAAAUCAUAUAUACAAGCAAAAUAUCAUAUAACACAAAAUUAAAUUUAACCGCCACGUAAUAGUAAUUAUAAUAUCGUUAGUUCUUUUUUGUUUAAGUGGUGAAUUAAUCGGGAGUCUUUGUAGCUAUGUUUAAUGAAAAUCCUUCCAAGACGGCCGCCGCCAACUCGUAGCGAGCUGUGGAAAAAAGGAAAUUCGACCUUUUAGCGUUGGCGGCCAUCUUGGAUUUAAAAUUUUUCAUAGUUAUUAGUAACUUGACCAGUAGCGCGCUUUCAUUUGAAACCCAUAUUGUGGGAGUUUUGGAAAACUGUGUUAUGAAAAGAAGGAAGAAUUUCAAUCAAACAUAGCUAAGAACACUCCCGAUUAAUUCACCUUUUAAAAAUAAAAAAAAAUAAAAAUUGGUUGGUCCGUUCGGGAGGUACGAUGACACAGACAGACACGUUUAUAACACUCCGUCGUUUUUUCGUCGGGGUUUAAAAAUGGAAAUGCAAGAUGAAGGUGCAAAAAAAGUGAUAACGUAGCUACAGGCACUAAAUUAAAGCAUCGGCCACAUCGUGACGGAGAGCAUUGCAGGCCAAUAUAAUGAUCACCAUUCCCAAGUUUAUGUAAGAUUAAUCACGAUGCAGUCGAUGAAUUAAUAAUUUUGAUGAUUGAUGUACAGCUGUGUGAGACACUCUAGGAUUUCCCCUUAUUUUAUACGUCAUGUCAGUCGUUACUGGGCGCGUAAUUAAUAUUGUGUUGUGAAAUUCGACACCUCGUUGAAUGUCAUAAAAAAUCAAGGCGUAUUUCGAUUUCACAAUUCGUGAAUUAGAUUCCCGAGAGUUAAACACAGCUGUGUCAUCUUCGAAUGCUACCUAUAUCAGCAAGACGCCAGUGCAAGGCAUGUACGCAUUUAUAUCACUCGCAAGGCUUACAUUAAGAUUUUACGUUGUGGAUGCCAAAUUAUAAUCUUAAUAAUAUCGUUAAAAUAUUAAAUUCACAGUUGAAUGUUCAAUUUUUCGAUGUUUGACAUGAAAUGUUUAUUAUUCCAUUUCGUAGCCGAUUGCUUUGCGCAAUUUUUUUUUUAUACAUAAGCUAUCUACUAUUUGACCCCUACUGUACAUGACAGUUAGCGGAUAUACUUGAACCGGGAGCUAUUUUUUGUAGAUUUUAAUUUACGAAUUUGUAUACAGGCGAUAAAAUGUUAUCUUAGGUUUUCUAUUGUAGACAUACUGGUAGUUAAUGCUGUAUAGCGGAUUUAUCUCACGAAAACCGUUCAGCCUCGGUUAUAGUAAUACAGUAUACUGACAAGCAUAUUUAUAUAUGUAAACCUAAGCAAUGUGAAUAGAAAAAUGUAAAUAUGUUUAUUUUUAAGACAAUUUUGCUAAAAUACCUGACAAAUAAUCAAAUUCUGAUUCUUAUCUUGAAGUAAUGAAAUAAUAAAUUUGAGAACAUUCAUUAGUAAAGCUAUAUUUGUAUGUAUACUAUUAACAUAAUUUCACAAUCAGAUUAUUACCUCGCUACGAACUAUUUGCAUUUAGUAGCUAACGGUAUUCGAUACUGGAUUGAUAAGAGAUUCUGAUAUUAAGUCCAAACUAUUAGUGUGCAAUGUGCGUAUAUGCACACCCACUACUGGAGCUAUUUAACAGUCUUCGUGAGAUAAAACAACUGUAAGAUGUGAUAAGAGUGGCUGUAAGAACUUGACUUUAAUUUUGUCAUCCUUACCUUUGAAUUUAAUAAUGAAUUGUAUAUUGUCAGAUAGUUUUUCAUUCAUAAACUAUUUAUUCCUAUAUCGAUUUAUUCCUUUUCCCCAUUUAAUGUUUUUUAGACACAGGAAUAGUUAGGUAUCAAAUAGGUACAAGCUAACACGCUUAAAUAAGGCAUUUUUAUAUCCCCAAUGUCAUUUUGAGAGCAUUUGUCUAAUGAAUUUUAAUGUUAAAUGUACUCUAGUGUUUUGAAUAUAGUGAAAUUGUAAUCUUCCAUUGAACUUUAAUAUUUAGCACUGUCAGGAUCUCUUGUAACAAUAAAUAUUAGAUCUACCAAUUUUUAAAAUUUAACCAAAACCAUCGAUUUAAAUGCUGUACGGUUUCAAAAGGGAACCUUUUUUGUUUACAAAUCUGAAAGUAAUAAACACAAAGAAGAACAUACAGAAACCGUGUAUCCUAUGAAAUAAAUAUAUACUCAAUAUUUCAAAAUCAUGGAGUUAAUAAUAGGGCGCAGUUUAGACUACAAUGCCUGUUUUGCAAUCUUAUCUGAUCUUAAAAUUAAGCAUUGAACAUUUUGUGACGUAGUUUUUGACAGAACUUCAUAUAUGUAAACAUAAAUUGCUUAAGACAUAUUAUUGCUGAUAUGCAAACAUAAAUUGUUUAAGACAUAUUAUUGUAUAUUAAGAUUAAAAAUUUUGAGUUUGUUUUAGUGACGUAAAAUUUGUCACUUCUGUAUACAAACUAAAUUCAGUUCUAGAAACUAUAAAUUAUGGUUUCGAAACACAUAAGUAUACUAAUUCUAGGAGUAGGUAUACUGCGAUCGAAAUCAUGAUAACCCAAGAAAUGUAAUUUGUGACGAAAAAUUUGACGUAUCUUAGUUACACGAACUGUUGAGUAUGACGUCAUAAAUUGAAGUUACAAGUGUGAUACCUAUAGUCCGACAAGCUUAUCUGGCCCGGUGACAGAUUUGCUUUUAUCGCAUGCGAAAUGUCAGAGACUAGCAGGUCAACCGACAUCUCUACUUAUUAUGGUGUCAAUUAGUGUAAUUUUUGGCUACCGGGCCAGAUGAGUUUGAUGUACUAAAUGAUUUUAAAUCAUAAAGAAUCGAGCCCAAGAAGUUUAACCUAGAACUUGUAAUGGUGAAAUGGUCUUUUUGCUUUCCAAUUGAUUAACUUUUACACUACUAACAGUGACAACUCGCACGUUACAUCGCGAUAUCGCGAUAAUUACAAGUUUUGGAUCACAAUGCGACAAUCGCAAGUUCUGUGCUAAAGCCAGAGAGUUCCAGCUGCACCGGCUACAUUAGCCCAUGUUUGUAAUAGAAACCAGUGUUACAAGAGCUCCGGCAGGUCGUAACCCAGCGAAAUGCGAAAGCAUAACAUCCUAUAUUGAUACCUAGUGUUAUCGUAUUGUAACGUCAUGCAUACGCAUACAAUCGUGUACUUAUGCUACUUAUAUGUCGGUUUAUUGCGUUAUAUCGCUCCUCUAUUACUUACUUAGACCUUAGUUAUAUAAGUCAGAGCCCACUAGCUUUAGUAACAAAUAUAUACCUAUUAAUUUAAAAACCAAUAUUUGUUUCAAUAAAUAACUUUAAUUUUUA